GCGGAAACAGACUGAGAGAUCAAGAGGCACAGAAAGAGGCAGGAACAACUGGACCAGCAAAAACCACCAGAACCAGCAAAACCACACCAGUGCUGACUGGAAACACUGUCCACAGCAGGCCUGAGGAGAUGGGGGACAAGUCGGGGACCAGAGUGUUCAAGAAGUCCAGCCCCAACUGCAAGGCUGUAGAUGUAGGUGAUGUCAUCUGCAGUUUCCCACCAGCAAGCAGGCUGGUCUACAGGAAGGCUGUGGACAGGCUGGGGCUCACAGUUUAUCUAGGGAAGCGGGACUUUGUUGACCACCUAGACCACGUAGAUCCAGUUGAUGGAGUGCUGCUUGUAGACCCAGAGUACCUGAAAGACAGAAAAGUGUUUGUGACCCUGACCUGUGCGUUUCGUUAUGGUCGUGAGGACCUGGAUGUGCUGGGUCUUUCCUUCCGGAAGGAUCUGUACAUCAGCACCUUUCAGGCCUUUCCUCCCCUGCCAGAGGAGAGGAAACCUCUGAGCCGCCUGCAGGAGAGGCUGCUGAAGAAGCUCGGCCAGCAUGCCCACCCCUUCAACUUCACCAUCCCGCAGAACCUGCCUUGUUCAGUGACCCUGCAGCCGGGCCCAGAGGACACUGGGAAGGCCUGCGGGGUGGACUUUGAGGUUAGAGCCUUCUGUGCCAAGACUGUGGAGGAGAAGAUCCACAAAAGGAACUCAGUGCGUCUAGUGAUCCGGAAGGUUCAGUACGCCCCAGAGAAGCCAGGCCCACAGCCCAUGGUGGAGACGACCCGCAGCUUCUUGAUGUCUGAUAGGUCUCUACACCUAGAGGCCUCCCUGGAUAAGGAGCUCUACUACCACGGUGAGCCCAUCAGUGUAAAUGUCCAUGUCACCAACAACUCCACCAAGACUGUCAAGCGGGUGAAGAUUUCUGUUCGUCAGUAUGCUGAUAUCUGUCUAUUCUCCACUGCUCAGUAUAAAUGUCCAGUAGCCCAGGUUGAAGCAGAUGACCAGGUGUCUUCCAGCUCUACUUUCUGCCAGGUGUACACUCUGACUCCCAUGCUGAGCAACAACAGGGAGAAGAGAGGCCUGGCCUUGGAUGGCAAGCUGAAGCAUGAAGACACCAACCUGGCCUCCAGCACCAUAGUGAAAGACGUGGCCAAUAAGGAGGUGCUGGGAAUCCUGGUGUCUUACAGAGUCAAAGUCAAACUGGUGGUGUCUCGUGGAGGGGAUGUAGCAGUGGAGCUUCCUUUUGUCCUGAUGCAUCCCAAGCCGACAGACCAGCCCAACUCUCGACCGCAGUCAGUUGCUCCAGAGACUGAUGCUCCCGUGGACACAAACCUCAUAGAGUUUGACACUAAUAAUUUCUCUCAGGAUGACGACUUUGUCUUCGAGGACUUUGCUCGUUUGCGGCUGAAGGGAAUGAAGGAUGACAAAGAUGAGGAUGACCACUUCUGCUAGCUCUUCCUCCCUUUGCUAGCGGGCCUCCUGUCUGGGGCCGGAGGUCGCAGGUGGGACGCCGGUGUCUCUCCCCCUGCAGGAGGCCACAAACCAAGGAGACCAGGAGAAGCAGAAGAGAAGAAGAAGAGGAGGAGGAGGAGCAGUGAGCCAGACCUUUGUAAAGACCCUCCUCCUCCAUCCUUCUUCCUUUCUUACUUCUCCUUCCAUCUAACAUGACAUUUGUUGAUUGUUCAUUUUUCGCUGUUUUAUUUGGCUGACAUCAAAUGCAGAAUAGGCGUCCUAGAGAAGGAUUUCCAACAAUUCAUCCUGAGGGUGAUUCUCUGUCUGGCAAGAUAAAUCAAGCACAUCCCAGGCAGUUUAAAACAUUAGAACCAACAUAUAAUGAUAGAAAUUGAUCUGUUUUUUGAUUGGGAGGAUUGAUGAAUUCCCAUUCAUUCAGACCAAGCAAGGCUAGCAGGGUCAAAUUGACGUUGACCAGGGGUUGGUAUUUCAUAUUCCAUAUGAAUUUAGAUUACGACUUGACAUGAAUUUUUCUCCCAGAGUGAAAUGGCAUUUUCAUUCCUCACAUAUUUUUACUGUAUGGUUUAGUCUGUGUGGGCUAGCAGAUGUUCAUGAUUGUAACACAGUUUGUAGUAACGCUUGCCAUUUAAAUUCUGGGUUCUUGAUCUCAAAAUGGAUCUAUAAUGGUCAUACAACCAUUAUAGAUAAUGACAUAAUAACUCAUUUUUUUAGGUUGGGAAAGUAGAUGUCAUUGGGGACCCAGUCUGAAAAGGCUGCCUGAAAGCAAAACUGAACUUUGGUAGAGUGUAAGGUUGUACAGUUCCCUGGUUGGAUAGAGGAUGUUUCACCACCAUGUGGACUCAUAUCACACCCAGGGAACUGUACAACCCAACAACCUACCAAAGAUCAAUUUUGCUGUAAGGGAGCUGUGAGUGAAGGUGGAGGUCCUGGGGCGGUGCUGCUGAUUUCCUUGUCUAGACAAGACGAGUCAAACCCAGAGUUCCUACCAACCCACCCUGAGCCUGUUUGGGACCGCGGCCACUAUCCGAGAAGUCACUUGUCAGGUUUUGAAGGAUCUUUUUCAUGCAGCCCCUGUGAUCCACUGGAAAAUUCACACUGUGUAUUUCCUAUCUACCUGAACGCACGAACAUUUGCAACAUCUGGCAGACUGCAGGGGCUGAUCCUCGUCUGGACACCAUAUAUGUUUGUAAGUUAAACAUUUAAAGUCAGUGUAUAUGCUGCACACAGUUACAUAGAGGGAACACGAUUGUAAGUUUUAUGCAAUUACUGUUUAUCAUACUAUUAUUUACCAGGUUAUUAUUAUGAUUAUGCUACUCACACUAUAUCGUGUGUCCUGUUAAGAUUGAGCAUAGGCCACCAGAGAGCGAGGUCCAGAUUCACAGAGAUUAUGACGUGAGGACAGUCUGCAUUCUUGUAUUUGGCACGCUUUACCCUAAACGCUUUUAUAAUUUGAGCGUCCUCUGAUCUGCUUGAAGAAUGGCGUGGUGUUGGACAGCUCAGGUUUGUUUAGUGGCUGUAUGUAAAACACAAGAGUGUCAGUGUUGCAGCAGUCAUAGUACAAACUUAUAGUCAGAGGCUCAAUGCCAACUUUAUUUGGUCUUUGUCUGUGCUACAGUCAUUUGUCGGACUUCUCGCCAAGUAUGACCGAACUGUGCAGAAUGCUGAUUUGCAUAGCUUUGCCUACAAUUAACACGCGUGGCCAAAAUAAUGAAAUUUCCAUCUAAUUUACAUAUGCAUGAACAUGACAGGCACAAAGAGGCUUUAUUCUCUGAUGAGCACCAGUAAGCAGCUACGACUCAGCGUGAACAGGAGAAUAGGACGGCAUUGUGAUGCGGUGAUGUGAUGUGGUGAAUCUGGGCCUCAGAGUUGUGCUCGCAGUUUGAGAGGAGUGUAUUUCCAAUGCGUCCAAAAGCCUCGACACAAAGAGUCGGGGAAGCAGUGAAAUACAGAGAAAACAGCUGAGAGGCAGUUCAUCUGCAAUGUUGAUCCUUAAUAUUUUGAAUUUUGCCAGAUAUACAAUUGCUUAUUUUUUUAAAGUGUUCAUAUUUUUCGGUGUAAUGUGGUUGAUGAUGAUUGUUGACGACACAAAAUGAAUAUAGAUUUGUAUGGUAAACAUUUCUUUGUACGCUACUGUAAAAGGGCCAAAUAUAGGAGAUGGUCAUUGCUUCUAGCAGGAAUAGUGUGAAUUUAGCCAGAGCCGAAGCUACGUGAGGUUUAGUGGAAGUGCUGCUGUCUAACUGCAGGUUUUCAUUCUUCUGACUCCUCUCAUUGUGACAGGAGUUUCCUUUAACACAAAAAAAAAAAAAAAAAAAAAAGAUAGAAAAGUGGCAUUUCUUUUUUGU
Molecule: messenger RNA, 3805 nt
Organism: Myripristis murdjan (pinecone soldierfish)
Lineage: Eukaryota; Metazoa; Chordata; Actinopteri; Holocentriformes; Holocentridae
Gene: arrb2b
Product: arrestin, beta 2b
Exons: 15
Coding region: 129-1442 (437 amino acids)
Biological process (GO): G protein-coupled receptor internalization; signal transduction; positive regulation of ERK1 and ERK2 cascade
Cellular component (GO): cytoplasm
Molecular function (GO): angiotensin receptor binding
Source: RefSeq, a predicted model, not a curated record